GGCAAGUGCGCCUCGCCUCAUUUAGUCAUUUUCAACCUCACAUUCACAUUGCAGCAGGCACUAAGAAACUACCUACUUGAGAGUUGAGAUCUCAUAUCUACAAUACAGAAGCACUCUAGGAAGGCAACAUUCAACAGAUCGAGCAUAGCAAGCAAAAUAUGGCUUCUCUGAUCAAUGCAGCAGCCAGUUCUUCAUCUUCUUCUUUCCCACAUUCUUCUAUUGAUCACCAAAAUCAUUACACAUACCAGGUCUUCCUGAGUUUUCGAGGCAAGGAUACGCGCUUUACUUUUACAGAUCAUUUGUGCAAUCCUUUGUGUCAGAGGGGAAUUGAGACCUUCAGAGAUAAUAAACUCACAAGAGGAGAAGACAUAUCACAAGAGCUCCUCAAAGCAAUUGAGGAGUCGAGAGUUUCAAUCAUCGUCUUCUCUCAAAAUUAUGCUUCGUCAAGGUGGUGCUUAGAUGAACUGGUCAAGAUACUUGAAUGCAGAGAAUCCAAAGGACAGGAGGUUAGAUCAGUUUUCUACAAGGUAGAUCCCUCAGAUGUACGAAAGCAAACAGGUGCUUUUGGUGACGCAUUUGCUAAACUUGAUCAAUGCAAAUACAAGGAUAGCAUGGACAAAUGGAGGAAGGCUCUUGAGGAGGCAGCAAAUUUGUCUGGAUGGACAUACGAGGAAGAACGGUACGAGGCUGAAUUUAUCAACGACAUUGUUGGGGAGUUGUCCACCCGAGUAGUAAACCCUUCAUGUGAGUUGCACGUUGCUGAACAUCCAAUUGGAUUAGAGUCUUGUAGACAAGAUGUCAACAGUCUUUUAAAAGCCGAGGAAAAUAUUGUUCGCGUGGUGGGCAUAUGGGGGACUGGUGGAAUAGGAAAGACCACAAUUGCUAAAACUGUGUUUAAUUCAAUUCGCCAUAAGUUUGAAGGUAGCUGUUUCUUGGCAGAGGUUAGAUCAAGUUCAAGUUCCACUUUAGAUGGCCUAGCCCAACUACAAGAGAGACUUUUGUUUGAUAUUUUAAGGGACCCAACUUUGAAGGUGCGUAGUGUUGAUGAAGGUGUCAGUUUUAUAAAGACAAGGAUGCGACGUAAAACAGUUCUCUUAAUCCUUGAUGAUGUGAGUGAUUCUAGCCAAUUACAAAACUUAGUUCCAUCCCCUGAUUGUUUUGGGCUGGGCAGUAGAAUUCUCAUAACAACAAGAGAUAAAGGUUGGCUAACUACUCGAGUUGAUGGAGUAUAUGAGGUCAAAAUGUUAGAUAGUGAUCGAUCUUUGAAGUUGUUUAGCUUCAACGCAUUCAAAAAAAAUGGACCUCCAAAUGAUUACCUAGAACUUGCACGAUGUGCAGUAAACUAUGCCCAAGGCCUUCCAUUAGCUUUGAUACUUUUAGGCUCUCAUCUGUAUUGUAAAAGCAUAGAUGAGUGGGAAGCUACAUUAGAUGGUUGUAAAGGUGAAGAUCCCCACAGAAAGAUAAAAAGGGUUCUCAAAAUAAGUUAUGAUGCUCUGGGAGUAGAUUUACAAGGAUGUUUUCUUGAUAUUGCUUGUUUUUUCAAGGGUAAGUAUGUAGACAAUGUGAAACCAAUACUAGGAGCUUGCUACGUCCUCAAAUCAGAGUAUGGUAUUGCACUACUCGAACAAAAGGCCUUAAUAAGAAUUAACGGAAAGGAGAAUCGGAUGGGUGGUAUGAUUUGGAUGCAUGACUUGAUAGAAGAAAUGGGUAAAGAAAUAGCGUGUCAAGAGGGUGAGCCCAGCGAAGGUAGCAGAUUGUGGAAUUACGAUGAUAUCGACGAUGUUUUAACACAUAAUACAGGAUCAGAGAAAAUAAAAGGCAUUCAAGCACAGCAGGAGCUGUGGGACCAAGAAUACGAUGAGAUAUGUUUGAAUGCUAAAAGCUUUUCAGAGAUGAAAUAUCUCAGAUACUUUUCUAGCAUCCGUCGUGUAAAGUAUUCUGGGAACAUUGAUUAUCUAUCCAACGAGUUGAGGUGGCUUAAUUGGUUCGGAUGUCCGAUAAAGUCGUUUCCUUCAAAUUUUAAUCCAAGGAAACUUGUUGCACUCAAAAUUCCAUACAGCCCUCGCAUCACACGACUAUGGGAGGGAGUUAAGAAUUUUCCAAUUCUAACAUCUAUGGAUUUAGAAGGUUGUAAAUCCCUAAGAGAACUCCCAAACUUCACCAGAAUCCCCAACUUAAAAGAGCUGAAUUUAGAAGGUUGUGAAAGUUUAGUUGAGGUUCAUCAGUCCGUUGGAUCCCUAGAUAAGCUUGUGACCUUAAAUCUUAGAGGCUGCUGUAACCUUGUUAAGUUGCCAACUGAAAUUAGCUUGAAAUCUCUCGCUGCUAUGGAUCUUAGUGAUUGCACUAGGCUAGAGAAAUUUCCAAAAAUUAUAGGAAAGACGGAUUCUUUAGGAGUGUUGAACCUAUCAUUCACUCGUGUUAAAGAAUUGCAUCCGUCAAUUGGAAAUCUCAUUGUGCUUAAUCAGUUGAAUCUAGAAGUUUGUAAAAAUCUUACGAUUCUACCAUUCAGCAUCUACCGGUUGCAAAAUCUAGAGAUUCUAAAUGUGAGUGGAUGCUCAAAGCUUGUUGCAUUUCCAACAAAAGCAAGCAUUUCACAUGAUCAUGACAGUGGUCCACUAGCGCUUCCCAAGCUCCGUGUACUCAGAAUCAACAACGGAUGUAAUUUAUCAACUGCUGAUUUCAUUGGCAGUCUUGAUUGCUUGGAAACAUUAACUGAACUUGAUCUCUCAAGUAACAAUUUUGUUAGUAUUCCUGCACUCGGAAAAUUUGUCAACUUGCCGAGGAUUGACUUGCAUUGUUGCAAGAAACUUCGAGAAAUUCCACAGCUUCCACCAAAUACACGUGAGGUAAAUGCGAGUGACUGUGAAUCACUGGAGAGAUUUUCUAUAUGGCCCAAGUCUUUGAAUAUUCUAGAGAUGAACUUGUUGAAUUGCCAUAGAUUUAGAUACAGUCUGGGUUAUGACAUGGAGAAGAUGGAAAAUAUUUUGCUAAAUAAUCAGAACAACUCCCGGUUUUGGCUUGUAUUACCCGGUAGUGAGGUUCCGAAGUGGUUCCAUUGUUCGAAGGAGGUUGCUGCUAAUGAAAAAGGACCGUGCAAUGCAUGUGCAAUUUCUUUUGAAAUCCCAAGCAAAUUGAAUUGGGAGAACAUAGGAGUGGCUGGUUGUUCUGUUGGGGAAACUUUUAGUUAUCUAAGUCCCUAUCGAAUUGAUAUUUCCAUCAAUGGGGUACUCAUAGAUCAGUAUUCCACGUUUCAUCACGGUUUAAUGCUGGACCAUAUGUGGCUGACUUAUAUACCAUUAUCUGAUGAAAUAAAGGGAAAGGUGGAUCAAAAGGGUGGGUCGCGUUAUCAGUGUCGAGUUCAAUUUAACUGUGAUCGAAUGAAAUGCUGUGGGGCUCACCUCGUAUGCCAACCACCGAAUGAUUAUUCAAAUAAGAUUGUAAUGGCGGCUGAACCUGCCCAUGAGAGUGGUAUGCCGAUGGUAGACUUGCUUUCGUUGCUUUGGUCUGCGAAUUCUGAACAGAAGAGGCCUCGUACUGGAGCCAACGACAAUUAUCACCAUCAACGACCAUUUCCUUCAAAACGACAGUGCACUGAGGAGCAACCAUCAAUGGCUCCCAUCCACAUCAUCGAUGACGACGACCUUUCUAUUCCCUCCUCUGAUUACUCUGCAUCUGCAUCCACCUUAGAUAUGUGGUGGAGUUCUUGGUAUUGAAGCUUUCAAGCUAACACCAACUACAAUGGGUGAUAGGUUUACAAACAAAUCACACCACACUCUCACUCACACUUCAAGAAAAGAAGCAAGAAUAGCAAAGCAAAGGAAGAGAGAAAAUGGAAGACUAGCUACUGCUAUCUUAUUGAUGAACUCUUCAAUGAGUUAAUUGGGAUGAUUACCACACGUACUAGCUGAACCCUUAUAUAGGUAUUCUUACAAAACAUAGCAGACAAAGCAAUGAAUGCAAUGUCUAUGGUAUAACUUGACUUACUACACCAUGCAUAUGAGAAAGCAAUAAAUAUGCAGAAACUUAUUCAAACUAAAUGGCCUAGCUAUUUGUAUAGCCUGCAAUAGCUAAAAGGUAAAAGAAGUAAAACGUGAUUGCCAUCUAGAUGGCCUCCAAUCCAACAAUUUCAUCAUUGAUUUGAUUUGCAAUUUCAACAGGAAUCCCCUGGAUCAAAUCUUCCGGACUUCUAAUUGGCAACCAAAUCUUGAUCCUCUUCCCAAUCCACAGUCAGACUCUCGCUAAUCCACAGUCUACCUCACCAUCAUCUGUGGGGACUCCAGAUUUUCCACUCAGUAAGGUUACAGAUAGACUCUGGCCAAGUUGACUACAUGCUGAUUGCAGACCCAAAUGUGUUUGGCGCAAAAACCAGUUGGCUUGCAAACUGUCUCUUUUGAGCGUGUGCGCAGGCGUGCCAGCACCGUGGGGUGCAGUCGUCGGGGGAGUCCCUUGACCUGACUUCUUCUUCAAGCGUUGUGGACGAGGAGAGCACCAACCUCGCCACAAGGUUUUUCUCUAGCCUUCCGGGAAAGGACUUUCUGCCUUACGGAUAAGGACUUUGGGUGUGAUCUCUUCGCGUCACCGAAUCGAUACUUAGUAUUGUAGACUAAGCAGAGCAAUCACUGGGAAGUUUGGAGAAAGCACGGGUUGCGCUAAAGCGUGACUUUAGCUUCGCUGGGUUGCGAGGGCGUUACCCUUGCUUCGCUGGUAGUAACGGUGGCGGUUAUGCUCGCAGUCGGCUCGUGGGGAGACUAGGACUGGAAGUACGGUCGCCGGGUUGAUCUGGUGAUGCUGACAGUCGGCUCUUGGAGAGACUGGGACUGGCGCGCGGUCACCGGGUUUCAACGAGGUUGAAGGUUUGCUCCGGGGAGGCUUUGUAAUCGCUGCGAUUGAU
This is a messenger RNA of Rosa rugosa (rugosa rose), 4891 nucleotides long. Its product is annotated as disease resistance protein RUN1-like. NCBI's taxonomy places the organism in Eukaryota, Viridiplantae, Streptophyta, Magnoliopsida, Rosales, Rosaceae. Gene Ontology annotation, biological process: defense response; signal transduction. Bases 159 to 3713 code for a protein of 1184 amino acids. The transcript is spliced from 6 exons. The record is from RefSeq and is a predicted model, not a curated record. Gene Ontology annotation, molecular function: ADP binding; protein binding.